This is a messenger RNA of Melopsittacus undulatus (budgerigar), 2605 nucleotides long. RefSeq names its product solute carrier family 25 member 37 (gene SLC25A37). Gene Ontology annotation, biological process: iron import into the mitochondrion. Gene Ontology annotation, molecular function: ferrous iron transmembrane transporter activity. Gene Ontology annotation, cellular component: mitochondrial membrane. Lineage: Eukaryota; Metazoa; Chordata; Aves; Psittaciformes; Psittaculidae. The record is from RefSeq and is a predicted model, not a curated record. The transcript is spliced from 4 exons. The coding region runs from base 1 to 1008 and encodes 335 amino acids.
AUGGAGCUGAGCUGCGGCGUGGGGGGCAGCGCGGCCGCAGCCCCGGGGCCCGGCCCCCCCCCCGCCGCUGCCGCUGCGCCGCCCAUGGACGGUGAGGAGUACGAGAGCCUGCCCAGCGGAGCCUCGCUCGGCACUCACAUGGUGGCCGGGGCCGUGGCCGGCAUCAUGGAGCACACGGUCAUGUACCCGGUGGACUCGGUCAAGACCAGGAUGCAGAGCUUGCAGCCGGACCCCAAAGCUCAGUACAGGGGCGUGUAUGAAGCGCUGAAGAAGAUAGUCCGGACAGAGGGUUUCUGGAGGCCUUUACGUGGGAUCAAUGUCACCAUGCUGGGGGCUGGCCCUGCCCAUGCCAUGUACUUUGCCUGCUAUGAAAAGAUGAAAAAGUCUCUAAGUGACACUUUCCAGCAUGGAGGAAACAGCCACUUGGCCAAUGGUAUAGCUGGGAGCGUGGCCACGCUACUCCACGACGCAGUGAUGAAUCCUGCUGAAGUGGUGAAGCAGCGGAUGCAGAUGUUCAACUCCCCUUACAAGUCCGUCCUGGCCUGCAUAAGGACAGUGCAGAAGACGGAAGGGUUCGGUGCCUUCUACCGCAGCUACACCACACAGCUCACCAUGAACGUGCCCUUCCAGGCCAUUCACUUCAUCACCUACGAGUUCAUGCAGGAGCAGAUCAACCCACGCAGGGAGUACAACCCACGCUCCCACAUUGUCUCCGGUGCCAUCGCAGGGGCUGUGGCUGCCGCUGCCACCACCCCUCUGGAUGUCUGCAAGACCCUGCUCAACACCCAGGAGAACAUGGCCUUGAGCUCUGUGAACAUCAGCGGGCACCUCACGGGCAUGGUGAAUGCCUUCAAGACUGUCUAUCAGCUGGGGGGGGUCUCGGGCUGCUUCCGGGGGGUGCAAGCUCGUGUCAUUUACCAGAUGCCCUCCACAGCCAUUGCCUGGUCCGUGUACGAGUUCUUCAAGUACUUCCUCACAAAGCACAAGCUGGAGAAGAGAGUAUCCUAGUGAAGGACUCCCAGGGUGAAUGCAAGCCCCUGUGUCCCCUCUGUGUGUGUGUGUGUGUGUGUGUACCUGCAAGCCAGCCAGCUCUGGGGCUCUGCUAAGGGAAGUACCAGGUUCGUGGUGGAUUCACAGCUGAUGUCCACUUCUCCCUUCCUCAGGGAUUCAAGUGCUCCUCAGCCACACGUUCCCCUCCUUGCUCCAGGAAAAGAUUUACAAAGACUCCUCAUAAUAAUAUAUAUAUAUAUUUAAUAACUUUAUUUUGGAGAAGGGAAAUUGCUGACUGAUAUUUUUCUCUCUGAGUAAGGUGAAGAUGCAGUUUACUCCUCACCGCAAAGCUUGGGUAGGAAAACCCAGGCUGGGGUGGUGGCUUUUUUACAGCAAAGAAGCAAAAUAUCCUGUCCCAGAGCUUACUUUUUUAUAUGAAUAUAAAAUAGAUGGAUAAUGUUUAUCCUUUAUUUUUCUAUCGAGGCGUUUGGGUUGGGUUUGUAACUACUCUUACAGCUGGAUGCUGUUUAAAAAGGGCUCAAUUCCUCCAUCCUGGGCGAGGAGGACACAAAAGCAUUUAUUUUUAUAGCUGGAUUGGCUCUAAUUCUCCAACAUUGAACCCCCAGAUGGUGGCCUGGAUUCUAGUGGGGGUGUCAAGGUACUUGGUACCCCCUUGAGACUCAUUGGGAUGGGGAGGAGAAGGACCAGGGGCACCAGCAAGGAAGGACAUCCCAAAACAUGUUGUGGGGGAAAGGGGGAAACAAUUCCAUUGUAUUUUACAAGGAGAAGACUAAAAAUUGUGGAUUUUAAUCAGAAAAGUCCUUUUUUUUUGUGUUUUGCAGCUACUUUUUUUAAGGUACAUUCUGGUGGUGUGUGGUGGCUGCACAGCCUCAUCCUCCCUUAACUUACUCAUCCUUUCCCACCACGGCCCCGAUCCUGCUCACCGGAGUGACCAUGCACAUCCCCAUAGCUGGGAAUGGGGUGCAUGGAGCUGCUCUGCUCCCUAAGGGAGGACCCGGGGCUUCUGUUUACAGGUUGGCUACAGAGUCACAAGGGUCACAUCCUGGCAGCACCAAACCAGCAGCAGGCAGGGAUAUCCAUAGGGAAUUCUGCCCUACAGAAGCGAAGGCAUCUCCCAGCCCCAUGUUUGACAAUAAGCUGCUGCUCAUCUCUGUUGGGGAGGGGAGAAAGCAUCAUAAAUGACAACCUCGAGAGGUUCCUCGUGCUCUGGGUUUGCUGCUGUGGGAUGCUGAGCUUUGCGGUGGCCAGCAGAGCUGUGCCUGCUCCUACUGGGAAUGGGAUUUCCAGCCCAAAAUGCAGCCUUUAACCAGUUACUUGGGUGAUCAGGAGCCAAUGAGGGGUUUUAGGGGCCUGGAUGUGUAAACCUAAGUGACAGGACACCAGCCGGCACAUCUCCAUCCUCCCUGGAAGUGAUGGCUCAAGCUGGCACCAUCUCCAUGGUGCAGCUUGGGGAGAUGUGGCUUCAGCUUGUUGUCAGCACUGGGUGGGAUGUCUCUGGGGGAGCUGCAAUGUGAUGGGCAGCUUUUGGGCUGGGACACGUCACUGGAGGUGUCCCAUGCACCAGGAUGACACUAAACAGACCUAAACCUCUUGC